AUUUACAUCAACUGUCCUCCAAGGUUCCAACUCUCUGUCUCUCUCUCCCACCGCCUAUGUGUUUCGAAAAUGAGGGCAACGGCUUUCAACUAUUGCAACCACCCAUCGUUAACCUUCUCUUCCACUCCUUCUUCCCGCCAAUUCUGCUUCCCUAAUCAACCACCAUGUCUAGGGUUCAUAAGCUUCAAAGGCCAGGAAUUGUAUAUAGGGAAGCGCAUACACUCAACUUUUGGAGCUAUAAAUGGAGGCAACAGAGCAACAACGAUGUCGAUUUUGUCAUCAUCAUCGCCAUGGAACGAUAAACCCUACGAACUACUGCCCAGUGGGAAGAGAGCUUACUUGGACGAACAGGACGUUGUCACAUUUCUGGAUCCUUCCAAAGACCUCAUCCCUUUGGACCCCACUUCGUAUAAUCCCGCUGCAUAUCUCUGGAAAAAAAUUAAAGAUAUCCCAGAGGAAAGACGGUAUCGAUUGCUGCACUUGCUAAAACCCGGGCUUAUAUCAAGAGCUUGGGAAAUAGCUGGCACACGAUAUGAGGAUCUUAAUAUAGCAAAGAAAAGUUCAUCUAGCAUUCUGCCUGAUGGAGAUGGUGUGACAUUGCUUGAAUUUUGGAAUUGCAGAACAAGUGAAGGGCCGACGCCGAUUGCUUGGAUGGAGUUCUUCAAGAAGGCUAUAUUUCGUUGCAAGGAUGGGAAGACAUAUGGACGAUUAAUUGGUGGAUCUGUUACAUCUGGAUUUGCAAAUUCAUUUUGUCCAUUGUAUUUCAUGGUGGGAAAAGUUAAUGAAGUGAUGUCAACAGAGCAGCCUUGUGAUUUUGCAUAUGAAUUUGGGGAUGGACUCUUGGAUCUCCAAGAUUAUCCUCAAGGUUUCCCUACACCAGUGAAACAUCCAUGGCCCUUCAGCGAUCAGGUAGUUAUAUACGUUCGUCACGUCGGACCAGGAGUAUUAGUAGGGCAAGCCUGGCAAGAAGGAGAAGCAUUGGAAAAAGUGCCUCAAAAGUUGUGCGGUGAGAUCUUAAUGGUGAAAGAUUAUGCUGCUCUUGUUGAAAAAUCAGUAGAAGAAACUUUUUGAUGUUCUAAACUAUGAGCUUUGUUCAAAGCCAGCUAAUAAGAGUCAUUCAGUCUUUUAGUGUUAGAAUGGUGAAGAGUCUUUGUAUGUCAAAAUUUUAGUGUCAGCUUGCUGAAAUUUUGUAUGUCAAGUCACUGUUUGUUUGUUUGGAUGUAAAAUAUAUUUAUUUAUUUAUUAUUA
Cornus florida is the source of this 1248-nucleotide messenger RNA. RefSeq lists its product as uncharacterized. The transcript is spliced from 8 exons. The coding region runs from base 70 to 1071 and encodes 333 amino acids. Lineage: Eukaryota; Viridiplantae; Streptophyta; Magnoliopsida; Cornales; Cornaceae. The record is from RefSeq and is a predicted model, not a curated record.